AAUUAAUUACAGGAAUACCUCAGACUCCAUCAGGCGGCUACAAGCGAGCCUACCACUGAGAGAAACCCUCGUUCUCAACAUUUGCCCACGCUUAAUUCAUUUCUCAAAGCCCCGACGGUUGGGUCGGCGCCUUCCGGCUUUUAACAUUCUCUACUUCCGGCUUGCAAGUGGAGAUUAUCGUUGAUCAGCUGCUAUUGGAGUUUUCUUCUCUCUGUGAGACAUGAACUUUUGGAAGUUUGUUUAUGGGAAAACAGUUGUCAAUCUAUCGAGAUGCAAUGGGAAGUUUCCACCUCCAUGCCGACCUUAUGUUUGUAGAAAUGCCCGCUUGAGUACUGCGCCGUCUACUUCAUUUAAUUCACCAAUAAGUCCUGGCUCUAAGCCUGUUCAGAAAUCUGGUUUCCCAGAACCCGUUUCGUCUUACUGUAGAUACAUUCACUCUUCCAAUGGAACUGCAAUGAGCAACUCGGGUGGUGACUUGAAACUCAAUUCUGAAGAGCCUGGGGAGGAUGAUGGGACCAUGAAUGAAUUCUUGUCCCGGUUUGUCUGGAUAAUGCGUGGCAAGCUCGCUGAAGCUUACCCAGACUGUGAUAAACAGACAAUUGAUGGAAUGCUUCUGAUCAUCGUUGGGAAAGUUGCAUCAGAGAUGGAAAAGGGUGGUCUUGAGCAGAUGCUUGGUGCCGCAGCAGCCACUCCUUCACAGGAUUUUAGUGAGGAUUUGUGGAAAACAGUUUGGGAAGUUAGUAAUAUGGUUUUGAAUGAUAUGAAAAAGGAGAAGCAAAAAGAAAAAAUGAAGGGUUUUCUGCAAUCUGAAGAAGUUAAGGAAAUGUGCAGGUUUGCUGGUGAAGUUGGCAUUCGUGGGGAUAUGCUGAGAGAGCUUAGAUUCAAAUGGGCUCGUGAGAAAAUGGAGGAAAGUGAGUUUUAUGACAGUUUGGAGCGCAUGAGAGGAGAAGCACAAGCCCAAGAUAAAGAGGAGAAAGCAGAGGGCAAGCUAACUGAAAUAAUGGGUGAUGAGGCUCCUGUGACCGAGGAGGGGCCUAAGGUUGUUACUCUUCCUAAGAGACAAGGGAAGAUAAGGUACAAGAUUUAUGGUCUUGAUCUCUCUGAUCCAAAGUGGGCUGAGGUGGCUGAUAAAAUUCAUGAGAGUGGGGAAGUAAUUUGGCCUCAGGAACCAAAGCCAAUAUCUGGGAAAUGCAAAUUGGUUACUGAGAAGAUUCUCUCACUGAACGUGGAGGAUGAUCCAUCUCCCCUAUUGGCUGAAUGGUUGGAACUUCUUCAACCAAGCAGGAUUGACUGGAUCACUUUGCUUGACAGAUUGAAAGAACGGAAUACUAGUUUAUAUUUUAAGGUAGCAGAACUAGUACUGGGUGAAAAGUCUUUCCAAACGAACAUCCGUGAUUACUCGAAGCUUAUUGAUGUACAUGCCAAAGAGAGCCGCUUAGAAGAUGCUGAAAGAAUUCUUAAGAGGAUGAAUGAAAAUGGCAUCUUACCUGAUAUUAUAACCGCCACAGUUCUGGUUCACAUGUACAGCAAGGCAGGCAAUCUUGACCGUGCAAAAGAGGCAUUUGAAAGUUUGAGGAGCCAGGGUUUCCAACCAGACAUGAAGGUUUACAACUCGAUGAUCAUGGCAUAUGUAAAUGCUGGCCAGCCCAAGUUGGGCGAGUCGCUGAUGAGGGAGAUGGAGGCAAGAGACAUCAAUCCAACACAGGAAAUUUACAUUGCAUUGCUUCGGUCAUUUGCUGAACGUGGAGAUGUUGGUGGGGCUGGGCGAAUUGCAACCACCAUGCAGUUUGCAGGUUUCCAGCCAAGUUUGGAGUCUUGUGCUUUGCUUGUUGAGGCGUAUGGGCAAGCAGGUGACCCUGAGCAGGCAAGGAACAACUUUGACUACAUGUUUAAAGUUGGGCACAGACCUGAUGACAGGUGUACUGCUAGCAUGAUUGCAGCAUAUGAGAAGAAGAAUUUAUUGGAUAAGGCUCUCAAUCUUUUGUUGCAGCUGGAGAAGGACGGAUUUGAGCCCGGAGUUGCAACUUAUACUGUUCUUGUGGAUUGGUUAGGCAAGUUGCAGCUGGUUAAUGAGGCUGAGCAGCUAUUGGACAAGAUUGCCGAGCAGGGUGAGGCCCCUCCUUUUAAGGUUCAUGUAAGCCUUUGCGACAUGUACUCAAGGGCUGGAGUAGAGAAAAAGGCUCUUCAAGCUCUUGGGGUUCUGGAGGCUAAGAAAGAGCAACUGAGGUCGGAUGAAUUUGAGAGAAUAAUUAAUGGGCUUAUAGCUGGUGGGUUUGUGCAGGAUGCUAGAAGGGUACAUGGGCUGAUGGAAGCCCAGGGUUUUGCAGCAUCAGAGCCACUUAAGGUGGCCAUGAUGGCAUCUCAAGCUUUAGGUCGGAAGAGACCUAUGAUGAAAUAGAAAACCCAACAAUAAGAAUGUCCUAUAGGUUUAGGAAGCCAUAGUACUCUGCAUGGCCGGCAGGAUGUAAUCCAUAAAGAUGUUGAUUUAACCUUUUUCUCAACUUGACAU
Messenger RNA from Juglans microcarpa x Juglans regia, 2509 nucleotides. RefSeq names its product pentatricopeptide repeat-containing protein At3g04760, chloroplastic. NCBI's taxonomy places the organism in Eukaryota, Viridiplantae, Streptophyta, Magnoliopsida, Fagales, Juglandaceae. Gene Ontology annotation, molecular function: protein binding. The transcript is spliced from 4 exons. The record is from RefSeq and is a predicted model, not a curated record. The coding region runs from base 221 to 2398 and encodes 725 amino acids.